Messenger RNA from Amphimedon queenslandica, 3350 nucleotides. RefSeq names its product unconventional myosin-Id-like. Gene Ontology annotation, cellular component: microvillus; cytoplasm; plasma membrane. The record is from RefSeq and is a predicted model, not a curated record. Gene Ontology annotation, molecular function: actin filament binding; ATP binding; microfilament motor activity. Gene Ontology annotation, biological process: actin filament-based movement; actin filament organization; endocytosis. Lineage: Eukaryota; Metazoa; Porifera; Demospongiae; Haplosclerida; Niphatidae.
AGCUGAGAACUAGACUAGCAACUCCACUUUUAUUGCCGACUGUAGCACUCUAAACCUUAUCCUCUUUUAUCUCCAUUGUUUCCAGCUGUAAAGGCUUAUCUAUCACCCACUGCCAACAAUGGCUGGCUAUAAUGCUGAAGAAGUGGGCAAGAACGAUUUCGUUCUCCUCGAUGACAUCUCAAUGUCUACCUUCAUGAACAACCUCCAGUUACGCUUCAAGAAAGGAAAGAUAUACACUUACAUUGGUGAAGUAGUCGUGUCCGUGAAUCCUUAUCGCCCGAUGAACAUAUACGACAGACAGUACAUACAGGAUUACAAAGGGAGAGAGAUGUACGAGAGGGAGCCGCACAUAUUCGCCCUCUCUGAUGCCGUCUAUCGUAACAUGAAGAGAACAGGGCACAACAGCUGUAUUGUCAUAUCAGGUGAAAGUGGUGCUGGAAAGACAGAGGCUAGCAAGAUUAUUAUGCGUUAUAUAUGCGAGAUAACAAAUCGCUCUCAAAGAGCUGAAAUUGAAAGAGUCACUAACAUGCUGAUAAGGUCCAAUCAGAUCAUGGAAGCGUUUGGUAAUGCUAAGACAAACAGGAACGAUAACUCGUCUCGAUUCGGAAAGUACAUGGACAUCAAUUUUGACUUCAAAGGCGACCCGACCGGCGGCCAUAUUGAAAACUAUCUCCUCGAGAAGUCUCGCGUCAUCCACCAGCAGUUGGGAGAGAGAAACUUUCACAUUUUCUAUCAGUUAAUAUCUGGUGCCGCCCCCGCACAAUUAACAACCCUCUCCUUGUUGAAAGAUCCCAAAUGUUAUCACUACAUUAAUCAGGGUGACGCCCACAAAGUUGACUCGUUGAAUGAUAAGAAGGAUUUUGAUAAUGUCCGUAAUGCUCUGAAGAUUCUUGGUCUUACGGUGAACGAGAUUGAAACCAUCUGGAAACUGAUAGCAUCAAUACUCCAUCUUGGCAAUCUCCAGUUUCGUGAUGAGGAUAUUGAUGGUGUUGAAGGUGCUGUCAUUACUUCCCCCGACCUGGUCCAGACCAUAUCCAGCCUCCUAGCUGUCGACCCACAGAACCUUGAAGGAGCCCUGGUCUCUCGUGUCAUUGCUAGUCGUAUGGAGGUCGUGUCUAAGAGACACUCUUCUGAUCAAGCUUAUUAUAGCAGAGAUGCAUUUGCUAAGGCAAUGUACGAUCGUCUCUUCACAUGGAUAGUCCGUUACAUUAAUGACAAACUUGGCGUCAAUAUAACUCGGAAGCACGACAGCACUGUCAUUGGAGUCCUUGAUAUUUACGGGUUUGAGAUAUUUGAUAAUAAUUCCUUUGAGCAGCUUUGCAUUAAUUAUUGUAAUGAGAAGCUCCAGCAGCUCUUUAUUGAGUUGGUCCUCAAGCAAGAGCAGGAGGAGUACAAGAGGGAAGGGAUCGAGUGGGUCCAUAUUGAAUAUUUCAAUAAUAAAAUCAUUUGUGACUUGGUUGAACAGCCUCACUCUGGCAUUAUUGCUUUACUAGAUGAAGCUUGCUUUAUGGUUGGAACUGUCACAGACAAACAUUUUCUUCAUGCCAUGGAUGAAAAGUACAAAUCUCAUGAACACUACAGUUCAAGACAAGUCAAUCCUACUAAUAAAGAGCUACAGAGAGAUGAGCAGUUCCUGAUAAAGCAUUAUGCCGGUAAUGUCACCUACACCAUCACUGCCUUCAUUGAUAAGAACAAGGAUCCUGUCUUCCAGGACUUCAAGCGUCUUCUAUAUAACAGUAAGCAUGCUAUAUUGCGUGACAUGUGGCCAGAGGGGUCCCAGGCUGUUACCGAGGUAACCAAACGACCAAAGUCAACCGGAACCAUCUUUAAAGAAUCAAUGAUAGCCCUCGUGGCUAAUCUGAAGACUAAAGAUCCAUUCUAUGUUCGUUGCAUCAAACCAAAUGAGUUAAAGUCGCCAGUUGCAUUCAAUGUUGAGAGAGUGAGGCAUCAAGUCAGUUAUCUCGGUUUGUUGGAGAAUGUUCGUGUGAGAAGAGCUGGUUUUGCUAAUAGACAACCUUACGAGAGAUUUGUGGGACGCUAUAAAGUACUGAGUCCAGCAACAUGGCCGUCCUACAAUGGCUCCAUCCAGCAAGCCACUGCUGCUAUAUUGGAUCAGGUCAAGUUGCUUACUACACCCGAGCUACCAAAGACCAAGAUAUUCAUACGCAGCCCUCAGACCCUAACUAGCCUGGAGAGAAGGAGGCUUGAUGCCAUACCAAGGAUAGUUGUCAUCCUCCAAAAGUACACUCGCGGUUUUCUGGUUCGCAAUCGUAUCCGUAAGACAAAUGCUAAGCAAGUCAUCCUCACUUACUUCAGGAGGUACAAACUAAGAGUUUUCAUUUGCUCUCUGGUGGAACUCUUCAGUAAUGUUCGUUCUCUUCCUGAUCUUGGUAAGAGUAUAGUGUGGCCCGAUCCUCCCCCAGUCCUCCAGCAGUGUGUCAGUUUCCUUAAAGAUAUACACGGAAGGUGGAGGGCAGAGUUUAUCCUAAGGAAAGUCCCUGUACAGGAUCGUCCUGCAGUUCAGUUGAAGUGUGUUGCUUACGACGUGUUGCAGAACAGGAGACCCAACUGGGGGCUGCAGAGAAAAUGGCAUGGGAACUAUUUGGCUAGACCUGAGGAGAACUCCCGAACUGCUAUAUUCAAUACAUCACUUGUUCAUCUUCAACGCUCUCACGGGUUUGAGAAAGUUUUAUACUCUUGUGAAGUAAUGAAAGUCAACAAAAGAGGUCGUGUACAACACAGAGCAAUAUUGAUCUCUGACAAUCACAUGUUUAAAUUGGACCCAAACAAAGGCUUCCAGCGCAAGAAGACUCCUAUACCACUCCAAGACGUUGAAGGGAUUUCAGUGACUCCGGAGAACAACCAGGGCUUCAUUGUUCACCUCCAUGGAGGCAGUGACUUGCUCUGUUACAUUAUUGCACCAAAUGGUGAGAGUAGAGUCCCUGAGCUAUGUGCUGUCUUGUAUCAAACAUGUAAAAGAAAGUAUGGUCAUACUAUAAAGGUCAAUGUUGCUAAUCCUGUCCCAUUCAGUGUCUCUGGAAAGUACCGUCAGCUUGACUGUCAGUCAGAGAACGUUCCUCGUCCGCUUGUCAAGAAAAAUCGUGAGGGUUUUACGCUAAUCUGGCCAUUUAAUAAUUAACUGAAAACUCGUAACUUUUCACUGAUUAUUAUUAUUAUUAAUUGUUAUUUAUCAUUUUGCUUGCUCUCCCAGCUCUUGCUCAUUAUUGCUUCUAUAUUAUUAUGUGUAUUCUGAUUUACUUCUUCUCUUCUUGUUCAUAUCAUUGUUUUGAGAAUGUAAGAAACGUUUCUUUUUGAAUUAAGUCAAGGCUAAUUAUUGCUAAUUUAAUAAA